Molecule: messenger RNA, 3569 nt
Organism: Saprolegnia diclina VS20
Lineage: Eukaryota; Oomycota; Saprolegniomycetes; Saprolegniales; Saprolegniaceae
Exons: 2
Coding region: 132-3506 (1124 amino acids)
Biological process (GO): transmembrane transport
Cellular component (GO): membrane
Molecular function (GO): ABC-type transporter activity; ATP hydrolysis activity; ATP binding
Source: RefSeq, a predicted model, not a curated record
GCAAGAUCGGCCAGAUUGCCCUUUCUAAGACCUCUAAAAAUCGAUUGGAGCAGGAAAGGACGUUUGCACUCAGGAACAAAGCGGGUUCUUGCAUCCGCGGCCAGAAGCUCAACGUCACUUUCGCAUUUGCCAUGCUCAAGAGCGACAAGAGCGUGCCGCAGUACCGGACGUUUGACGCGCCGGCCAAGGCCGACGCGCCGCACCCGCAAGACACCUCGAACGUCUUUACGUGGCUCUCGUUCGACUGGGUCCAGCCCUUCCUUCGCGUCGGCAACACGCGCCAAUUGGCGCCCGAGGACAUGUGGCCGCUCCAAGAGGUCAACCGUGUCGGCCGCCUCGCCGGCGAGUUCAAGGUCGUGUACGAGCACCACAACAAGGGCAUUCUGACCUCCUUCUUCGCCAUCUACUGGGGCCGCUUCAUCGUCCUCGGCUUCAUGCAGCUCUUCACGGUGCUCGCCGACUUGUACGGCCCCGGCUACGUUCUCGGCGAGAUCAUUCGCGCUGUCGAAGCACCCGUUCUUGACACAACCUAUGUGCUCCAGCUCAUCGGGUCGCUGUACGUCAGCCAGCUCAUCAAUGCCUUUGUCAAGUCGCACAUGAACUACAUGAACGACGUCAUUGGCAUCCAGUUCUCGUCGUCGCUUCGGUCCAUGCUCUUUGAGAAGGCGCUGCUUCUCAACGCAUCCUCCAAGAAGGAGAAGACCGCCGGUGACAUCGCCAACCUCUUCUCGAUCGACGUCAUCAACGUCAUGAGCUUUGCGCUGAGCAUCCACCAGAUCUGGAUCGUGCCGUGCCAGGUCGGCUUUGUGCUCUACCUUCUCUACAAGAUCAUUGGCUGGUCGAUCUUUGUCGGUCUCGGCGUCGUCGCCGUCAUCUUGGUCAUUAACGCUGUCCUCGCCAUCAUGCUCGGCAGCGAGGAAGAGCGCCUCUUCAAGCUCAAGGACGACCGCAUGAAGGUCGUCAACGAGGUCUUUGGCGCAAUCCAAAUCAUCAAGUUCAACGCGUGGGAAGAAAAGUUCCAGGCCAAGAUCCGCCAGCUGCGUGCCAUCGAGCUCGGCUCCAUCGCGCGCUUCUUCCGCAUCGUCAUCGUCCUCAUCUCGUUCAUGAACUGCACCCCCGUGCUCGUCACCGUCCUCGACGCGUGUGCGCUGCAGAGCGAUCUCGCGUCGCUGCCGGCCGGCGACCGCACCGAGAUUGGCCAGAAGGGCAUCAACCUCAGCGGCGGCCAGAAAGCGCGCAUCGCUUUGGCCCGAGCGUGCUACAGCGACGCCGACAUCUUCAUUUUGGACUCGCCCUUGUCGGCCGUCGACGCGAUCGUGGCCAGCGAGAUCUUCACCAAGUGUUUCCUCGGCCUCUUGGCCAAGAAGACAGUGCUGCUCGUGACGCACAACCCCGAGAUCAUCGAGUCGGCGGCGGUCGCCCGGACGCUGCUCGUGCAAGACGGCCAGCUCAUCGAGUCAACGCACGACUCGCCGCGCACGCGUCAAGAAGCAACGUCGGCGGUGACGCCGCUCAAGGCCCGGACGCCGUACUGGGAAGAGUCGGAGAUCAUCGAGUACCCGGCACCGGGGCCACGUCACGAGAUGCUGGUGACGCCGUCGCUGCGCACGCCGUACAGCUACAACGCGCGCGAGAUGCUGUACACGCCGCGCGAGCCGGUGGCGGGCGAGUCGUUUGAAGAGUCGGGUCGUCUCAUUGCCGACGAAGAGCGGGCUGAAGGGCGUGUCUCCAAGGAGGUCGUGGUCGCCUACCUUGGCGCCAUGGGCGGCUGCUGUACGUUUGUGGUGAUUGCGUUCACAACGAUCGCGAUGCAAGUGCUGAAAGUCGGCAGCGACCUCUGGCUCACGCGCUGGGCUAACGAGAGCGAAGGCGAAGACGCAGCGACCUUUGCCGCCAGCUCGGAGCUCGGGAUGGGUAUUUACGCAGGCCUCGCGCUCGGCAGCUGCGCCAUGAUCACGCUCCAGACCGCGUCCGUCUUUGUCUACGGCCUUCGCGGCUCUCAAAAGCUCUUUGACGCAAUGCUUUCGAGUCUCCUUGAGGCACCGAUGCGCUUCUUCGACACCAACCCGAUCGGGCGGAUUCUCAACCGCUUUGGCGACGACGUCGGGUCCUGUGACAUGGGCAUUCCGUUCUCGCUCGGGCCGAUCUUGUUUGAAGUCUCGUCGGCGAUGUUCACGCUCGGGACGACGCUCAUCAUCACGAAGUGGCUGGGUCUCCUCGUGCUCCCGCUGCUCGUUGUCUACUACAAGUACGGCGCAUUCUUCCUGGAGCCGCUCCGCGAGGUCAACCGGAUUUGGAAGACGACCCGGUCGCCGCUCAUUAGCUUGGUCUCCGAGGGCAUUGACGGCUCGACGACGAUCCGCGCGUUUGGCGACAAGCAGCUGCGCCGGUUCUACCGCCUCCACCACCGCAAGAUUGAGACCUUCUGCGAGUGCCGGUUUGCGUACAGCUGCAUCAACCAGUGGUUCUCAAUUCGCAUCCAGCUCAUCUCCAAUACGAUCGUGGCGCUCAUUCUGCUCUCGAUCGUCUUCCUCCACGAGUCGCUGAGCCCCGGUAUCGUCGGCCUCUUGAUCACGUACGGCCUCUCGAUUCCCGGCAACCUCGCGUACCUCGUCAACAUUUGGUCGCAGCUCGAGACGUCCAUGAUCUCGCCCGAGCGCAUCCACGAGUACAUCAACAUCCCGAAAGAAGGCGACCGCACAACGCAUGCGCAGCUCGCACCGCACUGGCCCACGACCGGCGCCGUCGCCUUUGACAACGUCAGCUUCCGCUACAAGCCCAACGACCCGCUCGUGCUCCAGAACGUCUCGUUCACGGUUGCGGGGGGUGAGAAGAUUGGCAUCGUGGGCCGCACCGGCGCGGGCAAGAGCAGCCUCAUGAUGGCGCUCUUCCGCAUGAACGACGUCGCAUCCGGGUCCAUCUCGAUUGACGGCGUCGACAUUGCCUCUGUGGGUCUCCGCACGCUGCGCAGCCACCUCGCGAUCAUUCCGCAAAACCCCGUCCUCUUCAAGGGCACGCUGCGCAACUACUUGGAUCCGUUCGACGAGUACGACGACGCAGCGCUCUGGAAUGUCCUCCGGAAGGUGCAGAUGGUCGACCGCGUCUCGCAGCACGACGAGAAGCUCCUCGGGCCCGUGGACGAGAACGGCGAGAACUUUAGCGUCGGCGAGCGCCAAAUGCUGUGCAUGGCCCGCGCGCUCCUUCGGCAAGCCAAGGUCGUCGUGCUGGACGAAGCGACGGCGGCCAUCGACCACGCGACGGACAAGGUGCUGCAGCGCGUGAUCCGCACCGAGUUUGCAACGUCGACGGUGCUCACGAUCGCGCACCGCUUGGACACGGUCUUGGACUGCGACCGGAUUCUGGUGUUUGACCAAGGCGCGUUGGCACAGAGCGGGACGCCGCAGGCGCUAGUAGCCGCGGGCGAUGGCAUCUUUUUCGAGCUCGUCCACGAAGGCGGGUACAUGGACAAGAUGACCGUCCACCGCACCGACGAAGACGAAGCGUGAGCAGUUUACGAAGUAGCUCUUUAAACACCGAACGCAGGUUGUUGCAUGUUGCUUUCGUCUCGG